Python bivittatus (Burmese python) is the source of this 1470-nucleotide messenger RNA. Lineage: Eukaryota; Metazoa; Chordata; Lepidosauria; Squamata; Pythonidae. The record is from RefSeq and is a predicted model, not a curated record.
UCAGUUGAAUGGAUUGUUGCAGUCACAUUUGCUGCAGGAACAGCAGCUGUUGGGUAUCUUGCUUACAAAAAAUUUUUUAGCAAGCGCAAAGGCUGUAAUGGAAUGGUGAAUCUCCAUAUUCAGAAAGAUAAUCCGAAGGUAGUUCAUGCAUUUGAUAUGGAAGAUUUGGGAGAGAAAGCAGUAUACUGCCGAUGUUGGAGGUCUAAAACGUUCCCCUUAUGUGAUGGGUCUCAUACAAAACAUAAUGAUGAAACAGGUGACAAUGUGGGACCUCUAAUCAUCAAGAGAAAAGACGUGUGAACAGCAAAUGGUUGGGACGCCAUCAAAAUGAUCUUGUCGCAGUGUUUUCUGCUCACCGGUGAUUGGUGUGAAAGAAGAUCUUAAUUUCACUGAAUAUGUUUAGAUGUGGUAUACAAUACACAGCAGCACAUGUAGUUCAUGUUGCUUGCUUAAAACACUACAGUGUAUAUGUUAGAAAAAAUACCUGUGACUUGCUGAUUUUUUUGUCUUGUUAAAUGCACAUUCUCAUUAAGUGUAAAAAUAAAAAGCCUUUAGAAUGUACUUGAAACAAUGGAGAUAAUACAUUAAAUUAUUUUCAAAUACAUUGUGUUCUCCUAAACUGUCCUUGCCAAGAGCCAUGAGAUUAAACCUAUAUUUUAGUCAAUCUCUAAUGAAGAAAUAUAUAGCUUUCCACCCUUUUGAAAAAUAGAUUUGCAGUACGCAACUCAUCAAAAAGACCAAAAUGAAGCUAUGAUUACUAGAUUAAAAUAUAUACAUUUUAGGUAUGUAGAAACACUGCAGAUGGAAAGUACCAUAUUGCAUAACAUUGGUGGGCACACAGCUUACUGCUUUAUGUACUUCUUCUUUUCUUACAUAUCUGUGGCAGGGUGAAGUGCCUGGUUGGGUUGUUCCAAGGUCAUGGAGGUUUUUUUUUAGAGAAGACAGAUGACUCAGCACAAGACCAAGAGCAUGUAGUCAGAAAAGAGGAAGAUGCUAGAAUGCACCUGUAAGUGGCACAUACAUGCUUUAGAUAUCGUAUAAAAGGAGAAAGAAAAAGCAGGAAGAGGGUUAUAUUUCAGAUGCUGUAGGGCAUGCUACUGGAGAGGACGUCACCUGGUCAAUGUGGAGUGGAAUGGAGGAACAACCCUGUCUGCCAAGUCCAAAGAUUCCAGCCCUGGGAUAUGGAAAACGACCAGGAGGAAAAACCUGGAGUGGCUUGUGAGAGUGUGGAAAGAUGAGGGAGGACUGGGUUAUAGAAAUUCAGAUGCUAGACAGUAGAACUUUGUGAAUUAAAAGCUUAGUAGGAAGACAGCCAGAAGAAAACUCAAGAGACAUUCCAGUGCCACUAAUUGAGAUAAAGAGUGUGAGAAGAAAGCAUACUAUAUGUACUCAUGGAUAAGCUGAGAAUUUUAGGUGCCAAAAUGCACCCCCAAAAUUGGGUUCAGGUUAUCUGUGGAUGGGCUUAUCCAC